This is a messenger RNA of Hydractinia symbiolongicarpus, 1365 nucleotides long. RefSeq names its product membrane-spanning 4-domains subfamily A member 8-like. Bases 146 to 1081 code for a protein of 311 amino acids. The transcript has 5 exons. The record is from RefSeq and is a predicted model, not a curated record. Gene Ontology annotation, cellular component: membrane. Lineage: Eukaryota; Metazoa; Cnidaria; Hydrozoa; Anthoathecata; Hydractiniidae.
GAGUCAAUAGAUAAAUCAUUGGUUUUUUUUCUCUAUUUUUUGAUUAUUUUUAUCAAACUAGGUGUUUUAUUAAAUUUGAAAACAAAAUCGAUGUUGAAGAGAAAUAAUUGAAAAGUAAACACGUAAGCGAAAUCAAUAACCAAUCAUGACCACAUACCCAAUGGCGCAACCAGUUCAAACAGUUGCGGCACCUGCACCGGCUCCGCAUGCGGUCGUAUCUACUGCACCGCCUCAAAGCACUUUAAAAGUGGCGGCUAUCCGUGGCUUAGGUAUCACGCAAAUUGUUAUUGGAACAAUAUCUGUUGGAUGUGGGAUUGGUGCAGCUGCAGGACUGCACAGUAAUUGGGCAAACGGCGGUGGGUACGCCAUAUGGGGCGGUAUUUGGAUUAUUAUAACUGGUAUACUUGCCACUUCGUCUGCAUCCCAUCCAAAUAAUCGAUGUCUGCUUGGUACUUCAAUGGCGUUCAACAUUGUGUCAACAGUUGCUUCAUUUUAUGCUGGGGUCAUGUAUGCCAUCGUCUUAGGGCACUACUCCAAUUGUUCUGCGAUGUAUUACGUCAGAUACCAUACCUACUACUACAGGGUACCCAGUUACAGCUACUACUACAGCUACACUUAUUACACUCUCCACACCGAUUAUUAUCACACCUAUUACAAGUAUUAUGGCAAAUUUGGUUGCAAUGUACAUAAAAACGCUGGUAAAGCCAUCUACGCUGUUCUUCUCACAUGUAUGAUCAUCGAGUUCUUUGUUGCAUUGACAGCUGCAAUUCUUUGUUGCUUGGUUUCUUGCUCAUGUUGUGGAGCACCGUCACGAUCACGAGGAAUUGUUUUCCAAACUCAACCACAGCAAGUCACCACUUACACUGUGCAAACAAACCAAACGUACCCAGUAACUGCUGGGGUCAUGAAUCCUGUUCCCUACAACUACCAACAGCAGCUGCAAUAUCAACAACCACCACCAAUGCAACAACCCCAACAUCAUCAACUGGAUCAACAUCCACAAGUGCAACUGGUACAACCCGGUCCAAGUUAUGAAGAGAAAGCUCAGAUGACAUAUCCACCUCCAUCAUACACGCAAUAAGUUUCUCCCAAAUACAUCGGGCUAAAUGAUAUUUGUAUUUUAAAGAUAACUUUUUGUCGUCAUUUAGAUGCAUCAUGUAAAUAUACUUUAUUAAAUAUGCACAAAGGCAUUAUACAGAACUGGUUUAUAUGAGUGAAGGAAGAUAUGUAAAGAGAGCGAAGAUGAUAAAAAGAACAUUGGCCAUUCACAACCACAGUUAUUGUGCACUCUGAGUUUGACUAUGCACUAUGUAAUUUAAAAUUUAUGUAAUUUUGUAAAAAACGAAUUGUUAAUUUUUAAUUCUA